UCUCUUGCCUAUCUUCUUGGUUUCAGUUUCUUGCUCCAUUUCAAUUAUUUUCUCGUCCAUCUCCUUUCAUCAGUCUUCAACAUGGAAAUCAACAAGGAGAUGUGCCGCAAGAUGAAAGUCGUGUUCGUCAUGGGAGCAACCGGAACCGGAAAAUCUCGCCUCUCCAUCGAUCUGGCCACCCGUUUUGCGGCCGAGAUCAUCAACUCCGACAAAAUCCAAGUGUACAAGGGACUGGACGUCGUCACCAACAAGGUCAGCGAGCAGGAACGCCAAGGCGUGCCCCACCACUUGCUCGGCGACGUCGAUCCCGACUCCGACUUCACCGCUCACGACUUCUGCCUCCGCGCGCUGUCCGCCAUGGACGCCAUCACAAGCUCUGGCCGGAUUCCCAUCAUCGUGGGUGGGUCCAACAACUACAUCGAGGCGCUAGUGGAGAGUCCAGAGUACAAGUUCAAGGCCAAGUACCAACCCUGCUUCAUAUGGUUGGACGUCUCGGUGCCGGUUCUUCACGCCCACGUUUCGAAACGGGUCGACCAGAUGGUGUCGGCGGGGCUGCUGGAGGAGGUUCGUGAAGUAUUUGUCCCGGGAGCUGAUAACAGCAAGGGCGUUCGCCGCGCCAUCGGGGUGCCGGAGCUGGACCCGUACUUGCACGCUGAGAGUACUACUGCCGGCACCGAGGAAGAUAAGAAGAGAAGGGAGGCUCUUCUGUGGUCGGGCAUUGAAGCCAUUAAGGCAAACACCUGUGAACUGGCGUGCAGCCAGAUCUGGAAGAUCCAGCGGCUGAGGAAGGAGCUCGGAUGGGCGAUGCAUCGGAUCGAUGCGACGCAGGUGUUCGAGAAAUCGGGGAAGGAGGUGGACGAGGUGUGGGCAAAGGCGGUGAGGGAACCGAGCUUGGAAAUAGUGGGUGACUUUUUGGCUAAGGAAGAAGAGAACCAUAACGACGCUGCAUUGUUGACGAACAAAGCAAAUUGAUGAUGCAGUAUACGACAGUUUGUGUUAUUAUGGAUCCAUGCAUUAGAUCAAUUAGUAUUGUUAUAUAUUUUAGUGUAAGAGUUCCAUGGACGGGGAAGGAAAGGGAGAUGGGCUACCUCCCGUUGUGUAGCCUUAGUGGGUAUAGUUGUUUUUUUUUUUUUGGGUAUUUUAUAAAUUAAGUAUUAUUAAAAAUAAAAA
This is a messenger RNA of Malania oleifera, 1170 nucleotides long. Its product is annotated as adenylate isopentenyltransferase 5, chloroplastic-like. Gene Ontology annotation, cellular component: mitochondrion. Gene Ontology annotation, molecular function: tRNA dimethylallyltransferase activity. The transcript has 2 exons. The record is from RefSeq and is a predicted model, not a curated record. Bases 82 to 972 code for a protein of 296 amino acids. NCBI's taxonomy places the organism in Eukaryota, Viridiplantae, Streptophyta, Magnoliopsida, Santalales, Ximeniaceae. Gene Ontology annotation, biological process: tRNA modification; cytokinin biosynthetic process.